AUGACUGCUCGAAGUCGUAGACACCAGGGCAAUCGCCAGGUGAAUGGAAAUAGAAAUGGACAUCGGCAGGGUAUUGUGAAGAAAGUGAGGCCACAUGCAAACGGUGCCAUCCAAAACAACAUGGAAAUUGAGAAUGGUGAUGAAAUUGUUCCCUUAGGUGAGGAUACACCUGGGGAAGCUUCAGUCACCACCUCGCAGGCGAUCUCCAUAAAUGAAGAAGGCAAAGAAGAAAAAAGCGAUACUUGUUUAGUUUUUGAAGGGGGGCACACUGAAAAUACAGAAUUCAUGGAUUAUGGUGCCGUUGAUGCAAACAGUGACGACUCUGAAUCCCAAAAUGGGAUGGUUGGGAACGUAGAAAGCGACCUUAGUGGUGAAGAUCCUCAAGAUGAUAACGAGCAGCUUUCUGAAAGUGACAAAUCUGAUCGCCAUUCUGCAGAGGAGACAGAAGAUCAGCCUCCAAAUGACGAUGAUGAUACUGAUAGUAUGAAUGACCCUAAUUUUGGAGAUGUAGAGUCAAACGGAGAUACCAUAGAUGACGAUGAAUCUCUUUGGAACGAUUCGGAUAGCAGCGCGUCGAACGACGACAUGGAUCAAGAGGCCUAUCAGAGUGGAGACGAGAACCAAGGUCAAAGCAGCAGAUAUCGCAGCCAAUUUCUUAGCAAAUUCGAACUGGAUGUUUUGAAAGAAGCUGGUAUUAUUGAACAGUCAACCAGCUCUGCCGAAAUGUCCAGCGAAGAAGUUGACCAAGACGACAACACCCCCGUUAUAAACGCCUCAGCGGUUCAUGAGAACGCUUUCAUGAGGAGAUUAAUUAGGAAUAGCAACAGAUCUCCACCAAGAUUUGACCCAGAUAUGGUAUUUGAUGACGGAACUGAUAUUCGCCCACCGGCACACAGCGGUCCAUUCUCAGCGCCAGGGCAGAUUUGGGAAGAUCCAUCCUCAGAGGAGUUGAGUCCUUCCAAUGCGGCACGGAAAAGGAUUAGAGAACGCGCUGCGAACUCCCUUCCUUCAGCGAUGGCAGACGUCUCGGAUAACGACAAGGAAAAUGUUGCACCAACACAUCGCGGGGAAGAGGCCGACAGCCAGGACAACAACGCCUUUAACACGGCAAACAAUUCGGGCGGAAAUUUUGAUCCAGUCUUCCAGGAACCGAAUUACGUGUCACUUGGACCAUUGAGACCUCGCCCGUACCGAACAUUCCACUUCUAG
Messenger RNA from Ophidiomyces ophidiicola, 1209 nucleotides. RefSeq lists its product as uncharacterized. NCBI's taxonomy places the organism in Eukaryota, Fungi, Ascomycota, Eurotiomycetes, Onygenales, Onygenaceae. The transcript is spliced from 2 exons. The coding region runs from base 1 to 1209 and encodes 402 amino acids. The record is from RefSeq and is a predicted model, not a curated record.